AUGUCGUACAACAAAGCAUACGAGCCGGUCAGAGGCGAGCCCGCGCAAAGCGAUUACGAGCUCAUCGAUGUCGACCCCCACUUCAACAGAGUCGUUUCCUACUUCAGAGGCUCUGAUAUCGGACUUUGGGCCGCCACCACUGCGGCUUUCCCAGUUUCGUUGGUGGCAUGGGAGAGAUUGGAGCCUGUUGCAGGCGCAUUCAGACAGCCCGGCAAGGUGCCAGCGGGCGCGUUGAGAGCGGCCACGUUGGUUGGGUUUUUCGGCGGUUUCUACCUCGCAUACAUCAGAUCCUCGAAACGGUUUUUGGGCUGGUCUGAGAACGCCAGAGAGGUGAAGAAGGACAGAUACGAAAUCAAAAAGUUGUUGUCCGAGGGCAAGUUGCCCUACCACGACAACGAGUCCAAGUUGGACGACAGAAUGAAGGACAUUGCCAACAGAAACUCGCAGUACUCAUUCACCACCUUGGCGAUUUUGCCGUGGUUCAACUUGGCCUACCACCCAUACCACGGCGUGAACAUCCAGAAAUACUACGAGACGAGACCUGGUGAGGAAGAGUGGGGCUUCACUUUGAAGCCAUAUGAGGAAAUCAAGGCCAAGUACGCCAAGCACAUUGAGUAG
Clavispora lusitaniae ATCC 42720 is the source of this 618-nucleotide messenger RNA. It is a transcript of the gene NUO1, whose product is annotated as Nuo1p. The record is from RefSeq and is a predicted model, not a curated record. NCBI's taxonomy places the organism in Eukaryota, Fungi, Ascomycota, Pichiomycetes, Serinales, Metschnikowiaceae.